ACUACUAGUAGGUACGUAGACUCUCUUCAGUUUCUUUCUCACUCUCUAUAUUCUUUCUCCCUCUUUCUUCGCCGUGUAUCAAAUUCCAAUAAAUUCAUACCAUAAAAGCGUUUUUUCUUUCUCUUUCACUUUAUUCCCUUUUAGUAGAAUCCUUAUCACAAGUCACAACCGCGUAAGUGAUUACUGAUUAAGCGAUUUUUCUUCUUCUUAUUCUUACAGCAUUAUUCUCUCUUCUCUAAUUCCUCUGUUUUUUUCUUCUCUUUUUCCUUAUUAAACCCUUCACUCAAAAUCAAAACCCAUUUUCAUAUCAACAAAAAGAUAAGAUUUUUACAACAAUUCUAACAAAAUUCAAAAUGGGUUUUGGAGUUUCCAUCAAUCUUCACCUUGUUUUGCUCUUUUCCAUGAUCUUUGUUUCUGCAUGGUCACAAGAUGAUGCUGCAAUGCAAAAGCUGAAAACUUCAAUCAAAUCAUCAAGCAGUAAUCUUGAUUGGUCAAACUCAGAUUAUUGCAAAUGGGAGAAAGUUACCUGUAAUGGAAAUCGUGUCACUGCAAUUCAAAUUGCAGAUACAAACAUUCAAGGUUCUUUACCAAAAGAAUUGAUGCAACUCACUGAGUUAACUCGGUUUGAAUGCAAUGGAAACAGUUUAUCUGGUGAUUUUCCUUACAUGCCAAUUUCACUUCAGCAUUUGUCUAUUGGUAACAACAAUUUCGCUUCGAUGCCGAGUGAUUUCUUCGCCAACAUGAGUAAUUUGAUUGAUGUGAGUAUUGGUUAUAACCCUUUUCCUCAAUGGCAAAUUCCUUCUAGUCUUAAGAAUUGUUUGGCCCUUCAGACAUUUUCUGCUAUAAAUGCUAGUUUUGUUGGUAUAAUCCCUGAAUUCUUUGGAAAAGAAACUUUUCCAGCUUUAACUGAUUUGUCUCUGUCUUUCAAUUCUCUUGAAGGGAAUUUGCCUAAUAGUUUAUCUGGUAGUUCUAUAUUGAAUCUUUGGGUAAAUGGUCAAAAGAGUAAUAAUAAACUCAAUGGCACACUUUCUGUUUUGCAAAAUAUGACAUCGUUGAAACAAAUUUGGGUUCAUGGUAAUUCGUUUACUGGUCCAAUACCUGAUUUAUCGAAUCAUGAUCAAUUGUUUGAUGUUAGUUUGAGAGAUAAUCAGUUAACCGGUGUUGUUCCACCGUCUUUAACUUCGCUUCAAAGUUUAACAGUUGUUAAUUUGACAAACAAUUAUCUUCAAGGGUCAGUUCCGAAGUUUCAAAAUAGUGUUCGUGUUGAUAAUGAUAUUGAUAGAGGGAUUAAUAGCUUUUGUACUAAGGUUGUUGGUCAACCAUGUAGUCCGGUUGUUAAUGCGUUGCUUUCGGUUGUUGAACCUUUUGGUUAUCCUCUUGAACUUGCUAAAAGCUGGAAAGGUAAUGACCCUUGUGGUGGUGAUAGUUGGAAAGGGAUUAUUUGUUCUGCUGGUAAUGUUUCAGUUAUCAACUUUCAAAACAUGGGUUUUUCUGGCAGUAUAUCUCCUAGUUUUGCUAGUCUUAGUUCUGUGACAAGGUUACUUCUUAGUAAUAAUCAUCUCACCGGCACUAUACCUAAGGAGCUUGCUAGUAUGCCGGCUUUGAAAGAGAUAGAUGUUUCGAGUAAUGCGUUGUAUGGUCAGAUACCAUUGUUUCGCGGAGAUGUUGUUGUUAAAACCAGUGGAAAUCCUGAUAUUGGAAAAGAUAAACCUCAUGACUCGCCCAACAGCCCUGGCUCUACUUCUGGAGGUAAAGAUAAGAAGAAAGUUAGUGUUGGAGUCAUUGUGGGGAUUGUGAUGGGAAUUGUUGGCUUUAUAAUUGCUGUAGGGGUUUUCGUAUUUAUUAUGUAUUGUAGAAGACAUAAUAAGCGUGAUGGCAAAAUUCAAACUCCGAAUGCGAUAGUGAUACAUCCUCAUCAUUCUGGAGAAGGAAAUGGUGUGAAAAUAAGUGUUGCAGCAGCUGAAAGUUCUGGUGCCGGUGUUACAGGAGGAACUGGUGGAUUUAGUCCAUCAAGGAGUGUUAAAAAUGUGGAAGCUGGUAGUAUGGUGAUUUCAAUUCAAGUGUUGAGAGAAGUUACAGACAAUUUUAGUGAAAAGAACAUAUUGGGAAAAGGCGGUUUUGCCACUGUAUACAAAGGAGAGUUGGACGAUGGAACAAAGAUUGCAGUUAAAAGGAUGAAAUCUGAAAUGGUUGGUGACCAAGGGCUGAAUGAGAUCAAGUCCGAAAUCGCGGUUCUCACUAAGGUUCGACACAGGCAUUUGGUUGCACUCCUUGGCUAUUGCUUGGACGAAAAUGAGAAACUUCUUGUCUUCGAAUACAUGCCUCAGGGAACUCUUAGUCAACAUCUCUUUGAUUGGAAAGACGACGGGUUGAAACCGCUUGGAUGGAAGAGAAGGCUUUCCAUUGCCUUAGAUGUUGCUAGAGGUGUUGAAUAUCUUCAUGGUCUGGCUCAGCAAAUUUUCAUCCACAGGGAUCUGAAACCAUCGAAUAUCUUGCUUGGAGAUGAUAUGCGUGCUAAAGUAGCCGACUUUGGAUUAGUUCGACUUGCUCCAGAAGGACAAGCUUCAUUCCAGACUAAACUUGCAGGAACCUUUGGAUAUAUGGCACCAGAGUAUGCAGUCACUGGCCGAGUCACCACAAAGGUAGACGUAUACAGCUAUGGUGUGAUUCUUAUGGAGAUGAUAACCGGAAAGAAGGCAAUUGAUAAUAGCCGACAAGAUGAGAAUAUCCACCUUGUUACAUGGUUCCGCAGGAUGCUACUGAACAAAGACUCAUUUGAAAAGGUCAUUGAUCCAGCAAUGGACAUCGACGAGGAAGGCUUGGAGAGUUUCAGGACUAUUGCAGGAUUGGCUAGCCACUGUUGUGCAAGGGAGCCUAAUCAGCGUCCUGACAUGGGACACGUAGUGAAUGUGCUAGCACCCCUUGUCGAGAUUUGGAAGCCGGCUGAACCUGAUGUUGAUGAUAUAUAUGGGAUUGACUUGGAUAUGAGUUUGCCUCAAGCACUGAUUAAGUGGCAGAAUCAUGAAGGAAUGAGCAACACACUUGAUGUUUCGUAUACUUCGUCAAUGGCUGCUAGUUGUGAGAAUACACAGUCAAGUAUACCACCUAGGUCUCCUGGAUUUGCAGAUUCCUUUACAUCUAAUGAUGCAAGAUAAAGUUUGAUAUGUAUGUAUGCAAAUGUUAACAUGUGCCCUUAUGGUACAUGUUAAGGAACUCAAUAUAGGAUAUUCAUCUUAAACAUUUUUAUAGUCAAAAGAUGUUUUUUUUUUUUUUUUUUUCGAUGCAAAAUUAGGACAACCCUUGUAAUACUACCCUUAUGGCUAUGAUGGUUGAGUUUCCAUACUACCCUUGGUUUUUUACUA
This is a messenger RNA of Medicago truncatula (barrel medic), 3362 nucleotides long. Its product is annotated as receptor protein kinase TMK1. The coding region runs from base 354 to 3155 and encodes 933 amino acids. Gene Ontology annotation, molecular function: protein kinase activity; protein binding; ATP binding. Gene Ontology annotation, biological process: protein phosphorylation. The record is from RefSeq and is a predicted model, not a curated record. The transcript is spliced from 2 exons. Lineage: Eukaryota; Viridiplantae; Streptophyta; Magnoliopsida; Fabales; Fabaceae.